AUGGCAUUGAGGAAGAUUCAAUCUGAGUUGAAUGAAUUGAUGAGGGAACCUCCAACAGCAUUUAUCAUUCGUGGAGUAAGUGAUGACUUUUUUCAUUGGGAAGUAACUUUUACGGGACCUCUUAGGACACCUUUUGCUGGAGGAGUGUUUCGCAUUUUUAUUGACUUCCCAUCGAAUUACCCUUUUGAACCUCCAGAGGUCCACUUCAAAACCAAAGUUUUUCAUCCCAACAUUAGCCGAGAAGGUUUCAUCUUCCCUAACAUUGUCCGGAGUUAUUGGACUUCUUCUCACACUAUAUCAAUGAUUAUACCAUCAAUUCGUGCAUUUUUGAUGGAACCAAAUUUAUACCACCCGCUAGUGCCAGAGAUUGCUCGAAUGUAUGAGAAUGAUAGAGCCUUAUACGAAUUACUUGCUGGAGCAUGGACUCGACUUUAUGCUAGAGAAGAAGAUAAUGCUUGA
Molecule: messenger RNA, 459 nt
Organism: Phalaenopsis equestris
Lineage: Eukaryota; Viridiplantae; Streptophyta; Magnoliopsida; Asparagales; Orchidaceae
Product: ubiquitin-conjugating enzyme E2-17 kDa-like
Exons: 1
Coding region: 1-459 (152 amino acids)
Source: RefSeq, a predicted model, not a curated record